Messenger RNA from Pelagomonas calceolata, 831 nucleotides. NCBI's taxonomy places the organism in Eukaryota, Pelagophyceae, Pelagomonadales, Pelagomonadaceae. The record is from the annotation of a GenBank genome assembly.
AUGGACAACGAGGAAAUAUUCACGACGAGCUUCCUCGCGGGACGCAAGCGGAUUUUUGUGGACGUGAAGGAAAACCACGCCGGCACGUACCUCAAGAUCAAGGAGCGCGGCGACUCGCAGUCGAACUCCAUCCUCAUUCCGAGCGGGUCCAUCGUGGAGCUGCGCGACGCGCUCGACGAGGCCGUGCAGGCCCUGGGCGCGCUUGACACGGACCGUGUGGCGGACGAGGGCGGCGGCGCCUCGCCGGCCAAUCAGUGCGUAUGUCACGUCGGUAAUCUCUCUUGGGAGACGACGGACGAAACGCUCCACGAGCUCUUCAGCGGCUACGGCGAGGUCGUCUCGGCCGAGGUGCAGAUGUCGCGCACGAAUUCCAGCCGCUCGCAGGGCUGGGGGCUCGUGGAGUUCGCCUCCGCCGCCGAGGUCGAGUACGCCAUCAGUCAAUGCGACGGCCUCGACUUGGACGGUCGCGAGAUCCGCGUCCGCGCGGACAAGGGCUCGGGGACGGGGCCGAAGGGCCACGCGGCCAAACUGAAGGAGGCCAUGCCGAAGAAGACCCGGCGCCACGUCGCCGACAAGGUCGUGGACCCGCACCGCGUCUUCGUGAUGAACCUCAACUUCGACACGACGGAGGACGAACUCGCGGACCACUGCGCGUCGAGCGGCGAGGUUGCCUCCGUCGAGCUCCUCACGCGCGGCCGGGCCCAGCGCCCGUCGGGCUCGGCCGUCGUCGAGUACCGCUACGCCGAGGCCGCCGCCGCCGCCGUGGACGCGCUCGAGGGCACGGAGCUCGACGGGCGCGACCUGCGCGUGCGGGCGUACUUCUCCAACUAA